AUGAUUGCUGCUGUUUCCAAAUUGAAGGGUUGCAUACGACAAAUCGAAGAAUUGAAUCCAAGUGGAGCAUCAGAGGAAGAUAUUAUAAAUCGUGCUCAAAUGUUUUUAAGCAUUCUUCAAGGUAUUGAGAAAUUCAACAGUGACAACGUCAAAGCUACAUUUACGAGAGUGCAACGACAAACUGCUCAAGCUGAUUAUUCUCAAUCAUAUAAUCUCGAGAAAGAUAUUUAUUCACCUUCAUCUCCACAUGUCUCUUCGUUUAAUCUCAACAUCACUGAUUCAGAUAAUGGUAGUACUUCAACUAAACGACCUAUUGGGGUGAAGAAUGCAAAAUUGAAGAGAAAGAAUGAACAACAAUUCAGUAAAAUGGUUUCAUAA
Molecule: messenger RNA, 378 nt
Organism: Zingiber officinale
Lineage: Eukaryota; Viridiplantae; Streptophyta; Magnoliopsida; Zingiberales; Zingiberaceae
Exons: 3
Coding region: 1-378 (125 amino acids)
Source: RefSeq, a predicted model, not a curated record